Molecule: messenger RNA, 1255 nt
Organism: Drosophila innubila
Lineage: Eukaryota; Metazoa; Arthropoda; Insecta; Diptera; Drosophilidae
Product: RING finger protein 121
Exons: 7
Coding region: 168-1133 (321 amino acids)
Cellular component (GO): endoplasmic reticulum membrane; Golgi membrane
Molecular function (GO): metal ion binding; ubiquitin protein ligase activity
Source: RefSeq, a predicted model, not a curated record
AUUUUGCUGGGUGGCAACCUUUGAAUAUAUAUUACUUAGAUAAAUUGUAUGUUGACAAAAUUCUGCAAAGACGACGACGAAGACGCUCAGGUUUGUACGCGCCGGCAUACAGCGACAACAACAACGGCCACAACAACAACCACAACAGCAACGACAACAACAACAACAUGCAUCAACAACACAUGGACCUGCAUGCUCCAGUGGACCUAAAUAAGUCCCUGGACGAGAUGACGCCGGAGGAGCGUAUGCGUGCUGAGCACCAGUUGAUGGUUGAGAAACACAAGGGUCAUGAUGCCAUGCACUCGGAAAUGGUUAUCAUACUCUUUAUGACACUUGUUAUUGCCCAAAUCAUUCUGGUCGAGUGGAAGAAACGACACUACAGAUCCUAUGCAUUUGUCACACUGCUGGCCAUGUGGCUAAUACCAUUGAUCAUCUCCAUCAGCUUCCUCUGGAUACGCUUCAUCGUCAUCUGGCUGAUAUUUACGGCCAUUACGGCGCUUGUCAUGCGACGUGCUGUUACCAAACCCAUUCAAGGCACAACGCCCAGGCUGGUCUACAAAUGGUUCUACUUCAUCUAUAAGCUGAGCUAUGGCCUGGGCAUUGUUGGCUAUCUGGUUAUUAUGGCCGCAUUUCUCGGCAUGAACUAUUUAUUCUCACAGCCACCAAAUACCUGGAUGGAUGUGGGACUUAUGUUUUGUUUUUAUGGCCUAUAUAUUGGUGUACUUGGACGUGACAUAUCUGAGAUUUGUUCCGAUAAAAUGGCAGCUGCCAUUGGCUAUUAUACACCACAGGGCAUGCCUACAAGACAUUUGGAUCAGAAUGUGUGUGCCGUGUGUGGCAAUCAAUUGUUGGUCUCUGAGAAGGAAGAGGGUGUUAUUGAGAACACAUAUAAGCUGUCAUGUAAUCAUGUAUUCCAUGAGUUUUGCAUACGAGGCUGGUGUAUUGUGGGCAAAAAACAAACGUGUCCCUACUGCAAGGAGAAGGUUGAUCUACAGAAAAUGUUUCGCAAUCCUUGGGAAAAACCGCAUGUGCUUUAUGGACGUUUGCUGGACUGGAUUCGUUGGCUUGUUGCCUGGCAGCCGUUAAUAUUUUUCAUUGUUAAGGGCAUACACUGGAUGCUGGGAUUGGAAUAGACGGAAGAACACCUCAAACAAACAAACAAACCAACAAACAACGUGCAUUGCAUCCUAGUCAAGCACAAUUCAAUGGAACAUUCAUGCUUUACACUUGUGCUUUACACGAAACCAAAACUACA